AUGUGCGAAAGGGGAGUGUGGCAGCUGAAGGAGGUGCUGCUGCGGUAUAGUGAGACAGGCUACAGCAGCAACGGCGUGAGGUUCUAUUUGAAGCAUCUGCUGCCUAGCUGGGAGCAACGCAAUCCCCAGGUAAAAGUUGUGGUGCAGCACGACAAGUACGCGCAGCCACAAGCUACGUUCGUGUUCGCCUCGGGAGCUCGUUCAGAGACGCCUCUGGAAAAUUUGCAGCCGCGACAGGUGGAGGAGCUGCUGCAGCUGCAUCGCGACAGCUCAGGCCCGAACCACUUCUUGAAACACGGGGGGCCGAAAGUCUGGACAGAGAGGCGCUCAAUUCAGGGCUUGUGGCGGCCAUCUCUACCGUCGCAAUUGCUGGCGCUGCGGUGGUUCAGGCGGUCCCGUCCGCCUCUCAGGCUUCCCAAGUAUUCGGCUGAGAGCCUCCGCCUGUCUUUGCAGGCCAUCAGGGGAGAUGGGCGCUGGGGCUCGGAGAGGGAAUUCCCGAAAGGUUGGGAUCAACUCGCCCUGAAGUAUGCCCACUGUAACCCCCUUAUGAGCGAGCCAGUAUUUCCCGACCGCCAGCAGCAGCAGCAGCAACAGCUGGAGCAAUAA
Molecule: messenger RNA, 606 nt
Organism: Eimeria tenella
Lineage: Eukaryota; Apicomplexa; Conoidasida; Eucoccidiorida; Eimeriidae
Exons: 3
Coding region: 1-606 (201 amino acids)
Biological process (GO): mitochondrial translation
Cellular component (GO): mitochondrial large ribosomal subunit
Molecular function (GO): structural constituent of ribosome
Source: RefSeq, a predicted model, not a curated record